UGUCUCCAGAGUCAUAGUUUCAAUACAGAUGAACUUUGGACAAAGUCUAGAUGAUCUCAGGAAUACAUACAGAGCCAAGUAAUAGGGAGAGAGAGAAAUGGUUUGAAUAGGAGUGUCCAUUUUCGUGGUUAUCUGAAGUUGGGCAUCAGUGGUUUUCCUGUUUUAACUGUAGCCUAUUUACUGUCUUAGUAUCACUGGACAUAAAUAUAGCGGAUUUACCUUGUAUUUGCAGUAUUUUGAAAGCAAUUUAAGAUGGCCGAGCUGAUCUAAAACUUAACCUUUCCAGUUUAUUUCUAACACAGUGAUAUUUGCUGUGAAGGAUAUACCAUUGUGCAUUUUAGUACUCUGUAGUAUCGUAAGAUCUGGUUGUGAUGUACUUGUUGACAGUCUGCAGAUCUAAAAAAGCAGGUUAAAAAGAAAAAAUAUCGGAAAGACAGAAAGAAAGGGGAAGCUCCAGAGAACAUGGCUGUGGGUAGGAGGUUAAUUAUUGUCUGACAAUGUUGUCAAAAAAGAAGGACUCAGGUCUAAAUGAAGGUGUUGUUGGAAAAUAUGUCAAAAGAGACACACCACCUAUUUUGAGAAACUACCACACACCAGUGAGACAAGUUACAAGUUUUCAAAGACGUAGUGCUAAAUCUCCAGGUUCCUACAUUCCGCAACCCAGUGGGGUCCAAACUGUGUUUCCCCGAGGCUACAAAUCACCUCUACACUAUGGGCUAAGCCCAGCUCUUCGACCCAUAACACCCAUAUCUGGCCGUCAUGUGCGAUCUCCUCUCACAGGGGAAGGUGACGAGGAAAUUUCUCAGUACCAGACAGGAGCACCUCUCACUCAUGGGUUGUCUGCCCCUGAUACCUUUGACCGCCUGUCGGUCGGCUCAGAUGGUAGUCACCACUCAGAGCCAUACGGCUCAGGGAGAGACACACCCUCCCCAGGGGUAACACGAAGCUCCAGUGGCCACUACCAAAACCUUAGUACCAUACAACAACACAGCCGACUUGUGAACAAACAUAAAACACCGGAUUCUGAAAGUCAGACCACGGCCAAAAGACUGGACCACAGUUGUGGCAAUACAGAAGAGCUGAGUGAGAAGCACCAAAGUCAGGGCAAUUUUUCAGCUGAGUAUUAUAAUCAGUUUGAUGAAAACGUCCAAAUCCAGCAGUACCAUCAGCAAAUUAGAAACCAGUAUGCUCAGCAGUCCACCAAACAGACUGGGAGAGUUGCUGCGUCUCAGGAUCCCAACCCUCACCUCACCCAGCCCUGUGCCCAGCCAGACACACAGCUCACAGAACUGCAGGCUAUAGGUGGCCCCUCAGAUGAGAUGGUCUUACCUCCUGGAUGGUCAGUAGACUGGACAGUUAGAGGGAAGAAAUAUUACAUUGACCACAACACUCAGACCACUCACUGGUCGCACCCUCUGGAGAAGGAAAACCUUCCUGCUGGAUGGGAACGUAUUGAAUCCAAAGAAUAUGGGGUUUAUUAUGUAAAUCAUAUAAUUCGUACAGCUCAGUACCAACAUCCAUGUGCCUUGGCAAUUCCUCAACUGAACAUGUUCUUUGGUUACAAACAGCAACAUCUGCAGCAUGUCCAAUACCAGCAGUUGUUGCCUUGUCAAAUUGAGAGCAGACAAAGUCUGGUGCCAGCUAACCCUUACCUUAACACAGAAAUUCCAGAAUGGCUGUUCGUGUACUCCAAAGCCCCACAGGAACAUGACCACAAACUUAAGUGGGACCUUUUUCGACUGAAUGAGUUGGAACAUUUUAGUGCCAUGCUUAUUCGCUUGGAAAAGUUGGAGUUGGAGAAAAUAGUGAUGUCGUAUGAAGCAUACAGGAUGGCUUUGUAUAGAGAAAUAGAGAGACGCCAACAGCAGAUGCAUGCGGUUCACUUGCAACAACAAGCUGGUCAGGAUCCUCAGCAACUGCAGAUACAACAUCCAUUCUCUCAAACACAGGGACAGCAACCCACUACAUCUACACAGUCUAUUAAAGCCGCUGACAUGCCCCAACCGUUCUACCAACAACAACAGCAAACAAUUCUACAACAGUCUGCAAACCAGCAGUUGGUACAUCAGCAACAAGCUCAUCAACAGGCCCUGAUCCACCAGCUGCAGCAGGAAACUGGAGGACAUCAACAUUUACAUCAACAGCAAGCAGGACACAAUCUGCCCUCAUCAACCCAAGUCAACCAGAUGCCAACCUCUCAACAACUACAACAACAACAGAUUCACCAGUCAGGAAUGAGGCAUUUACCAGGAUCACAAGUGCACCAUCUCACUGUGACUCAGCAACAACACUUGCACCAAUCCAUGACUGCACAUCCUCAGCAAAUCCACCAAUCUGCAGCAGUACAACAGUAUCAAAGCCAGCAUCAGCUACAAGCAGUUCAACAAGCCAAGACACCAUUGCCUCAGCAGCAAGAACUAGGAAAACAACCUGUGACAUCUCAAACUAGUGUGCAGUCACAGGUUCACCAGAUGAUUGGUACACAGCCACAAUUACAGCAGGUACACUCACAGCCUGUACACAAGAUGACCAUCUCUCAGCAAGCUGUGCAGCAUGUGGUGACUUCAACACCACUAGUGCAUUUGCAAGGGCAACAGCACCAGCUGCAAGUAGGUCAGAUUCCCUCAUCACAGCAAGUUAUGCAUACAACAGCUUCCCAACAAUCUGUCAAUCAACUGGUUACAUCUCAGCCAUUACAUCAGGUGUCACUUUUGAGACAGCAGUUACCACAGUCAAGACUUCCACAGCCAGUCAUGAAUCAGUAUGGGGAUGCGGAAGCUCAGUUGUACCUUCAGAACCAGUAUGGGCAACAGCAGCAGAGCCAAUAUGGACAACAGCAACAACCAGGUCCACAGAACCUUUAUGGACAGACUCAACGUCUGAGCCAGUAUGGCCAACAACAACUGCAAAACCAAUAUGCACAACAGCAUAUUGAGGCUCAGUAUGGACAGCAAGUUCAAAACCAGUAUGGGCAACAAGCCCAAAACCAGUAUGGGCAACAACAAGCCCAAAACCAGUAUGGGCAACAACAGCUGCAAAGCCAGUUUGGACAACAACACCAGUUUGGACAACAACUGCAGAGCCAGUAUGGACAACAGCAACCACAGGCUCAGUAUGGACAACAACAACAGCUUGUUUCUAACGUCAGCCUGUCUAACUUCAGUCAGCAGUCUUCACAACCACCUGCACUUCGCCAAAAUGUCCAGCUUAUUCAACAUCAACAACAGCUGCUGGCUGGACGUCAAGUACAGUCUCCAGUUAGCCAACUGUCUCAAAACAAGAUUGUGCCAGGACGAACAGAGCAAGCGCAGACAGUUAUUACUCAAAAUGUAGAGACAAAGGUUUAACCAUUUAGUUCUAAGGGAUUGAUUACAGCCAUUUAAACUUUUUUGGACUAGGAAGAUUUUCGUAGUAGCUAGAAAAUAAGUAUAUUUGACACUUCAUAAUUAUUCCAUCAGUGCCUUGAUAUAACCGUGUAAAUGGAAAUAAGUGAUUUUUAAAAUUGUAAUUGUUUACUUAAAUGGAGGUUUAUGUUCUCAUCCCUGCCUUGCCAUAGAUUAUUUGUAUAUUUGUAAACAUUUGUGUAGGAAACAGCAUGCGAGUGGGUUGUGCUUUGUGGCUGAUGUUAAUCCUCAUUAAUUUUGAUAGGUCAGAUGUUUAUUCCAAAAAGCCUCUGCAGUUUGCCAAGCACUUUGUAUAUUCACUAUACGAAGCUGCUUUAGUAGCAGGUAGAUCAGUGUUUUUAUACAUUUUGUUUAUAUUCAUUGAUAGCAGAAAUCUUUAUGUAAGUUUCAUGCAGCUUUGCCUAGUGCUUUUCAAAGUACAGACUGAUCUCUACAAACAGAAAAUUUAUCCUGUGUAAUCUUUGCUAGUCAAUGUAGAUGCAAAUGAGAUUUAAUGACAAAGAAAAAUUAUUAGAUUGUAACUUUUUUUAUCACAAUUAUGGUUCUAACAUGCUUUGAAGCAUUUUAUAUUUUGUUACUUUCAGGAUUUUACACCUGGAACAAAAAAGAAGCUUAUUUAUAUGCUUCACAUAGUUAUAGGUAAGAAUAAAAUCUGUAUUAUAAGCCUUAGUGAUCACUUUUAGUGGCAGAUAUAUACUCUGCCACCAAUAAGUAUGGUAAAAGAAGUUCCUGUAAAGAUCUUUAGAGAGAAAUGUUAAUCAAGCAUAAUUGUGUGUAUCUCGAACACACAGUACCUUAAGACUCAAAGACAUGUCCUCAGGACCACAUUCAAAUCAUGACUUCGACAAUUUAUUGCAUGUAUUUGAGACUUUAGGGCAUGUCUUUGAAAGAUAAUGGCGUGUGUUUGAGAUUGUAGGACCGUAUUUCUUUAUUGCAUACCUUCAGAACCUUAUGCCAAAACAGAGUUCAGUGCAGUAUUGUUUGUAUGGUCUUAGAUUACAUGGUCUUAGAUUACAGCGAAUAAAUGAUGAAUGUAGCUGCAAUGGACGUGGUAUAAAAUAAGCCAUGUACUCUGUUGUUUUUGGUCGGUAUGAAUGUUAUUUUACCUGUCUGUACUGACCAUGGACUGAUGUAAUUGGCUGAUAUCAAUGUUUUUACCCUGGUGGACAUAGCGAUUUAAUAGCACCAGCAAAGGUUGACUUGUUAAGUGUAUAUGUGUACGUCUUCAUUCCUGGGAAACUCUCUGAGAUGUGAUAUACAUGUCAUGUUAAAUGCACAGCCAGGUAUUGACAAUACUGUGGUGUGGUACAGACUUAAUUAUUUUAUUACCUGCUUCAUUAUUGUCUGUUAAUAUAUAUAUUAAUGUAUAUAUGUAUAACGAGCCAGACCUUAUAAGAAAGAAUAUAUGUAUACUGAAUUGUU
Molecule: messenger RNA, 4826 nt
Organism: Liolophura sinensis
Lineage: Eukaryota; Metazoa; Mollusca; Polyplacophora; Chitonida; Chitonidae
Exons: 7
Coding region: 498-3347 (949 amino acids)
Biological process (GO): apoptotic process; positive regulation of apoptotic process; negative regulation of cell population proliferation
Cellular component (GO): cytosol
Molecular function (GO): molecular adaptor activity; protein binding
Source: RefSeq, a predicted model, not a curated record